AAAUCAUUAGCCAGAACUCGAAUGAGUUGGGGAUAAUUUGAAGUAUAAAUAUGAUCAAUUCGAUAGUACUUAUCAUCACAUUCUAUAGUGACAAACAAACUUCAACACCUAACACAAAAUGUUCAAAUUGGUCAUCGUUGCUGUCGCCCUAUGCUCUUACGGAGUGUUGGCUGCGCCCAAUCCUGAAGCAAAAGCAGAAGCCAAACCCGGCGUGUUAGCGGCAGCUCCACUUGUUGCAGCAGCACCAGCAGUGGCACCCGCUAUCGUGACAGCUCAAAGUUCUCAAGCCAUUAUCAGUAAUUACAAUGCUUUAGCAGCAUCACCUUACGUUGCAUCUCCCUACGUUGCAUCUCCCUACGUUGCAUCUCCUUACGUUGCAUCUCCCUACGUUGCAUCUCCCUACAUAGCAUCCCCCUAUGCAUCACCAUAUUUUACCGCUCCCUACCUGAUUUAAUUAUGCUCGAAAUAAAAUGAUAUACGUAAAAUAUAUAGAUUUUCAUUCAAUUAUAUCUUUAGGUACUCGUAAGAUAGUUGACAUAGUAUAAGAGUAAGUUGUUGGAGUCCUCUCAAAAAGAAAUCUGGUCGAUAGAGUAGAUAAAAAUUGAUAACUGCCUUCCAAAGACAAGAGGACAAAGAUAACUUAAUCAAGGCGAAAUAAACAGGCAAUCUUUGUUAGAAG
Molecule: messenger RNA, 679 nt
Organism: Harmonia axyridis
Lineage: Eukaryota; Metazoa; Arthropoda; Insecta; Coleoptera; Coccinellidae
Product: protein transport protein SEC31-like
Exons: 2
Coding region: 119-454 (111 amino acids)
Source: RefSeq, a predicted model, not a curated record